Molecule: messenger RNA, 846 nt
Organism: Ipomoea nil (Japanese morning glory)
Lineage: Eukaryota; Viridiplantae; Streptophyta; Magnoliopsida; Solanales; Convolvulaceae
Product: protein disulfide-isomerase LQY1, chloroplastic
Exons: 3
Coding region: 62-469 (135 amino acids)
Source: RefSeq, a predicted model, not a curated record
GGGCGAGGGCAAUGAGCUCCACAUAUUAAUAUUUAAAAAACUUGGAUCUCCAAAACCUCCAAUGGCUGUUUCUCACUCUUCACUCCUUCCCAUCCACUCUCUCACUUCAUCCCCAACUCUCCUCCGUUCAUCCAUCGCCUCCCUUUCCUCAUCCUCUAUAAUUCUUCCACCAAACCCAGAAUUCCCCUUCUUCUCAUCAUUAUGCCCUCCCAAGUUUCAUCACCUCUUACACUUCCCCAUAAAUCAUCACCACCACCAUCCCACCUUGCUCUUCACUGCAUUAGACUCUCCCCCUGUUGACACCCAAACUUUCCUUGCCACCAUUACUGUUAUAGCUGCCAUUUCUCUUUCUCUCGUUUUGGGUCUCAAGGGGGAUCCAGUUCCUUGUGACAAGUGUGCUGGCAAUGGUAAUUCUUGGUUCAAUUUCUUGGUGGUACAAAAUGUGUGUUCUGCAAUGAUGGUAAAAUGAAGAUGGAAAAAGGAUUGGUUGAUUGCAAGGUUUGCAAGGGUGCAGGUAUCUUUCAACACUUUAAUGGAUUGAAGCAUUCUUUCUAUUUUGGCAUUUCAAUUUCAAUUUGAUGCCCAAAUUUGCAUUUGCAGGAUUAAUACUCUGCAAGAAAUGCAGUGGCUCUGGAUAUUCAAGAAGGCUAUGACAACAUAUUCUCAAGAUUCCCAGAUUUUUCCAAUGUUUGAUGAUGAUUUUGUGAGGCCAAUUCAACCAUGCUAUCUGAACAACACAAGAACAAGAGUGUAAUUAAGUUGUCUCAUGAUAUUAAGAUGCAAUUCAAUUAAAAUGUUUUUAUUUUCCUGAGAAAUUUGCAAAAUAAUAAGGUAUUUCAUCACUCA